GAGCAUUAGCCAACUACAGUACUCAGUAGUGUAGUCUGUACUCUGUGGAUUAUCUCACACAGUACGCAUUUUGUUAACGAACCACCUUUACUGUGUUACUGUUACACACAAAAUACACUUCCGCGACUUGCGAGUUGCAAUAGGAGUCGAGGCUGCAAGAGUUCCCGGAGAAGAAGAUACAGAAAAGUGUCUACACAAGAAAAGAAUAUUAUAUAUAUAAUAAGAAGGGAAAGAAAAUUCAACUGGAAAGAAAAAAAGCCCGAUUUUCCGGGGAAAACAAUUUAUGGGUCACUCUUCAUCUUCGCCAUCGUUCUUCUCAUCACUAGGCAUAGCAAUCUUGAUUCUUCCUGCCUUUCGUUUAAUACCAUUCUCCUAUUCUCUUCCCUUCAUUGUACUUCAUGGAAUUGGGGAUCAGUGCUCAAACAAAGGCGUGAAGCAAUUUACUGAGGAGCUGAGUGAAUGGUCCAAAUCCGAUGGAUAUUGCCUAGAAAUAGGAGAUGGCGCCUGGGAUUCUUGGUUUAUGCCUCUAGAGGACCAGGCGGAAGUUGUGUGUAAAAAGGUGAAGGAAAUGGAAGAACUCCAACAAGGAUACAACAUAGUUGGCCUCUCCCAGGGUAACCUAAUAGGCCGAGGUGUUGUGGAAUUCUGUGAUGGAGGUCCACCUGUUAAGAAUUUUAUUUCUUUAGGAGGACCUCAUGCUGGUACUGCUUCUGUUCCUCUCUGUGGGUCUGGCAUCUUUUGCAUUAUAGCCGAUGCCCUAAUCAAAUCUGAAGUAUACUCUGACUAUGUCCAGAGUCACUUGGCUCCUAGUGGAUACCUCAAGCUUCCAAAUAACAUUCCUGGCUACUUGGAAAGCUGUCGAUUUCUUCCCAAGCUUAACAAUGAACUCCCCGAUCAGAAAAAUUCUACUUACAAGGAGCGGUUCAGCAGCCUGCAGAAUCUCGUGCUUAUCAUGUUUGAACAUGACACCGUCCUGAUACCAAAAGAAACUUCCUGGUUUGGGUAUUAUCCAGAUGGGGAAUUCAAACCGGUGUUACCCCCUCAGCAGACACAGCUUUACGUCGAGGACUGGAUUGGUUUGAAAACGUUGGAUGAUGCUGGGAGGGUGAAGUUUGUCAACGUGUCUGGAAAUCACCUGGGGAUUUCUAAAAGCGAUAUGAAGAAGUUUGUCGUUCCUUACUUGGAGGAUGAAUCGUCAGAAGAUGAUGCCGCGGGUUCACAUUAUUCACUCGAUGAGCAGGUCGUGAUAGAAGGUCUGCCGUCUGGCUGGACAUUUCGGGUGAAGAGCUUCUUCACAAGACUAACUGGCUUGGGAAAGGAUGAACCAUGAAUCAGCCAUUGAUUUGAAGUGUCAAAUGAAUUGAAUGUGAUGCGUUUGUUAGAACCAAUCACGAUCAUUUAAACUGGUUCUUCAGUGUACCCAUUGUUGAGACCACUGCCACUCUGGUUUCUACUUCAUGAUUAUUGGAUUCCAUUAAGCUCAAAAUGUACAAAUUAAACUUUAUCCUA
Molecule: messenger RNA, 1509 nt
Organism: Ipomoea nil (Japanese morning glory)
Lineage: Eukaryota; Viridiplantae; Streptophyta; Magnoliopsida; Solanales; Convolvulaceae
Product: palmitoyl-protein thioesterase 1-like
Exons: 13
Coding region: 284-1330 (348 amino acids)
Cellular component (GO): intracellular membrane-bounded organelle
Molecular function (GO): thiolester hydrolase activity
Source: RefSeq, a predicted model, not a curated record